Schistosoma guineensis is the source of this 834-nucleotide messenger RNA. The record is from the annotation of a GenBank genome assembly. Lineage: Eukaryota; Metazoa; Platyhelminthes; Trematoda; Strigeidida; Schistosomatidae.
AUGCAUUCUACAGUACGCAGUGUAUUUCAUAUUUUAAACCUAAUCUGUUUAUCCAUUUUAUUAUUAGCAUUUGUCUUUUUUGUCAUUACAUUUUGGACGAAACUCUCUGUUAAAAUUGUUGAGCCAACAUUGAAUAAAUUACGAAUAGAUGGUGUAAAUAAUCGAACCGUAAUCGAUGGAGUGAAUAGUGUUGUACGAACUUUUACACGUCCGGUAAUUUUACCAUUGAUGACAAUAUCACUUGUAUUUGCUUGUAUUUAUUUCUUUGGAGCACUAAUCGCUUUUAAUCGAAGCAGUACAUUUUUUCUUAUGUAUGAAGUUACUUUAACAGUUUGUAUAAUUGUGCAUAUAGUUAUGAUAACUAUUGUGUUAAAAAAUCCAGAAACAACAGAAAAAAUGAUGGAAAAACUUUUUGCAAAAAAAUUUUAUCUCUAUCGAUCAAUGAAGAGUCAUGAUGGAGCAAGUUUAUUUGCGGCUGUCGUAAUGAUAGAAUUAAAAUGCUGUGGUUACAUGAAUCCUUUUGAUUUUGACGAGGACAGAGUAGAAAUUACCGAUGAAUAUGAUGGUCAUACUUAUGAUGACUUAGUAUUACCUGUACCAUGCUGUUUGAUGGAUAAAGACUUGAAGUUGAUUGAUGUAAAUUGUCCAAGGUUCCAUUACAUAUCAGAAAACGAUCACAAACAUCACAGUCAAGGCUGUAAACAAGUAUUUGGUCGUAAAGCAUUUAGUUUCAUAGCAUACAUUGCUUAUUUAUCAAUAACUUUGAUUGCGAUCAAUAUAGCACUUGUGAUAUGCGUUGUUCUGGUAUUGAGAGAAAUAUGGAUAUACCUUUAA